AUGCGCACGUGCGACAUCUGUUCCGCACCGCCCGAGCACGCGGUGACCGGGAGGCGUGACACGUGGCAACAGCGCCGUGCCGUGUGUCGUCUGCGCUGCCUCCUCGGCGAGUCAGUCAGCGUGUGGAAGUGGCUACCCUUGUGGCUGCCUCUGUUGCUGUCAGUGGCUACCCUUGCGGCUGCCUCUGUUGCUGUCAGUGGCUACCCUUGCGGCUGCCUCUGUUGCUGUCAGUGGCUACCCUUGCGGUUGCCUCUGUUGCUGUCAGUGGCUACCCUUGCGGUUGCCUCUGUUGCUGUCAGUGGCUACCCUUGUGGCUGCCUCUGUUGCUGUCAGUGGCUACCCUUGUGGCUGCCUCUGUUGCUGUCAGUGGCUACCCUUGUGGCUGCCUCUGUUGCUGUCAGUGGCUACCCUUGUGGCUGCCUCUGUUGCUGUCAGUGGCUACCCUUGUGGCUGCCUCUGUUGCUGUCAGUGGCUACCCUUGUGGCUGCCUCUGUUGCUGUCAGUGGCUACCCUUGUGGCUGCCUCUGUUGCUGUCAGUGGCUACCCUUGUGGCUGCCUCUGUUGCUGUCAGUGGCUACCCUUGUGGCUGCCUCUGUUGCUGUCAGUGGCUACCCUUGUGGCUGCCUCUGUUGCUGUCAGUGGCUACCCUUGUGGCUGCCUCUGUUGCUGUCAGUGGCUACCCUUGUGGCUGCCUCUGUUGCUGUCAGUGGCUACCCUUGUGGCUGCCUCUGUUGCUGUCAGUGGCUACCCUUGUGGCUGCCUCUGUUGCUGUCAGUGGCUACCCUUGUGGCUGCCUCUGUUGCUGUCAGUGGCUACCCUUGUGGCUGCCUCUGUUGCUGUCAGUGGCUACCCUUGUGGCUGCCUCUGUUGCUGUCAGUGGCUACCCUUGUGGCUGCCUCUGUUGCUUCUGUCAUCAUUGUCUUCAGACUGAAAGAUUUCCUUGGAAGUCUUGCAAAUGUAGGCUAA
This is a messenger RNA of Penaeus indicus, 966 nucleotides long. RefSeq lists its product as uncharacterized. Bases 1 to 966 code for a protein of 321 amino acids. Lineage: Eukaryota; Metazoa; Arthropoda; Malacostraca; Decapoda; Penaeidae. The transcript has 4 exons. The record is from RefSeq and is a predicted model, not a curated record.